GUCUACUCCGCCUCGUCACUGUAUCCUACGAUCUCUAAAUUAAUACACCACCUCAAUCCCGCCUCACAGAAUGAAGUCUUUCAUCGUCGCCGGCCUUUUGGCCACUGCCACUGCCUACCCCCAGGCCUCCUCCGACUCCGAAUGUGCCUCUUCUGCUGAUCAGAAAUUCACCAUCACCACCGUCAAUGCUACCGAAACGUCUGCCAGGCGUAGCAUUGUCAGGCGCCAGCUCAAUGGCCCUCUCACCAUGACCCUCAAGGACGGCAAGUUGACCGACCAGGCCGGCCGCACUGGGUACAUUGCUUCCAACUACCAAUUCCAAUUCGACGCCCCGGUCCAGGCAGAUGCCGUCGAAUCAGAAGGCUUUGGUCUUUGCAGCAAUGGUUCCUUAUCGCUAAAGGGUUCCACCAUGUUCUACUCGUGCUUGUCUGGUACAUUCUACAACCUCUACAGCCAGUCGAUUGGUGGCCAGUGCAUUCCCAUCCACAUGCAGGCUAUCAUGACUGAUGAUACGCCUAGCGUUACUCAGAUCUCCGACGGCCAGCCCCAGGCUAGCGAGCCCGCUGUCACCCAGAUUUCUGAUGGCCAGCCCCAGGCUUCUUCGCCUGUUGUCACUCAGAUCUCGGAUGGUCAGCCUCAGGCUUCGUCGCCGGUGGUUACUCAAAUCUCUGAUGGCCAGCCCCAGGCUUCUGCCCCUGUUGUCACCCAGAUUUCAGACGGCCAGCCCCAGGCUUCCGCUCCCGUCGUUACCCAAAUCUCAGACGGCCAGCCUCAAGCAUCUGCACCAGUCGUCACUCAGAUUUCCGAUGGACAGCCCCAAGCAUCUGCCCCUGUUGUAACUCAGAUCUCAGACGGCCAGCCCCAAGCAUCUGCUCCUGUUGUCACUCAAAUUUCCGACGGUCAGCCCCAGGCUUCCGCUCCAAGCAACUACACACCUACUACACCCCCACUACCCGAGUACACUGGUGCUGCUCCCACUGGCGCCGCCAGCAUCAGUGCCCUUGUCGCCGCCAUCUUUGUUCUCUUCGCCUUCUUGUAGGAGAAAAACAUACGCUCGUUCCAGCACUACAAAAAUGAUCUCAGGUUACGGCCGUUAUAACGACCAAUUAAUGUAGGACAGAAGUAGUGGAGGAUGAUCUUUCCUUUUUCCUUAACGACAUUCCUUAACGACUGUAUGCGUAUAUGACACGACCAUGUAGAUUCCUAAUGCAUAGGCGGCAUGGUGUUUGGCUCUUCAUUCACGAAAAAAGACUUUUUUUUAAUAUGUACUUAUGCAUUUCGAUGCGACGACCGACGAAC
Exserohilum turcica Et28A is the source of this 1299-nucleotide messenger RNA. RefSeq lists its product as uncharacterized. Gene Ontology annotation, molecular function: structural constituent of cell wall. Gene Ontology annotation, cellular component: fungal-type cell wall. The record is from RefSeq and is a predicted model, not a curated record. Bases 71 to 1039 code for a protein of 322 amino acids. Gene Ontology annotation, biological process: fungal-type cell wall organization. The transcript is spliced from 2 exons. NCBI's taxonomy places the organism in Eukaryota, Fungi, Ascomycota, Dothideomycetes, Pleosporales, Pleosporaceae.